AUGCCGUCACUCUCUCAAUCUUUCAGAAUAGCUGUUCUGCCUAGAGUGUCGUCCCUAUCUAACUUCGAUGUUCAGGCGAAUAAUCUGCAAGUAGCCGGCGACAUUGAGCCCAUCUCUAAUAAGAUAACCAUUGGAAUUUCUGAGUCGGCAAUAUCACAAUAUGUUUUGAAUCCUACCCCCAAAUUAGUGCUGAGCGUUCCAAUACCAUCCACUACAAUGGUAACCGCCUGUGACGUGAGCCAGACCAGCGAUGCACAGCAAACAACAGAUAUAUGGUGCUAUUCUCUCCAGGCUGGAAAGGUCCACACUUUAAAUGUGGCCAGCAGAAAGGGGGAGGACGAAAGCCUGGCGAAUCUAGAGCUCGGUGCCAAGAUUAAGAUGAAGGACCAAGUUGUCGGCAUUCGGAUCAACGCUAAGGAUAAAGCUAUUGUAGUAGUGCUGAAAUGUGGCCUGAUUCAGUUUUAUGACUUCCAGUUGACGUUGCUGCACUCGUUGGAUAUGUCCUAUCCUGAUGUUGGCUUUAUAAAGUUCUUCCAGGAGCAUAAAAAGGACUUCUUAUUCGUCUUGUGCAGUUUACCAGGUAAUAAAAUAUGCUUCAAGCUUUUUGAGUUGAAUUUGCCCAAUUACAACCAGGUACCAGUCAAGGAGUUGAGCUCGGUAACUUUGGAGGACUUUUCGCUAAAAGAGUCAAAGAUUUGCUACCAGUCUGGUAGGCUCUACAGAUUGGUUAAUAACAAGGUGCUAACUUAUGCUCUUCCACAAUGCCAGCUGGUACAAACGGCUGAGCUUCCCAUGGUAAAAGAAGCGGCUGUCAUCUCCAUUCAGCCUAUUUCGACCAAUAGGAUUUUGGUUACAGCUGACAAUAAGGUAUUUCUAUUGGAUCUCUCUCACAACUCCACUCUAUUCUCUAGAGAACUGUCCCAUCUAAAGACUUUUCAAUUACUCAAAUCUGCAGUCAUCGACUCUCACGAACAAUCUGCGAGUUCCAACCAGAGGACGUUCGCUAUCGGUGUCGGUACCAAGAGCGGCAAGAAUCCUACCUCAUCGUUAGAGAUCAUAAACGUGGAUGUCGGAACAGGCACUCUCAAAGAUUCGCUAGGUAAGGGGUUUAACGUGUCUAAUGAACCCUCUUCCCAUGCAUUAAAACCGCUGUUCAGCGACGAUGAAGGUGAAAUUGAUGAAGACGAACGGAAUCUUCGAGACUUCAAUUUUAAGGCAAUUUAUCAAACUCUGGAGAGAAACACCAAUAGCGUGUCUUCUUUCGAUCGAAUUUUCCAACGUGAGCUCAAUAUAGAAAAGGAACAUUACACAGAAGCAGACAGAUUCAUAUGUGACGUCGAGUUUCUGAGCAAGGUAGUGCAUCUUAUAUUGAAAAAUUUCAAAGAGGAAUAUCCAAAGGCAUUAACAUUUUUGCUCACUCAUCCACUAUUUCCAGUUGAUUGUACGCCCAAUUUGUUUGCACGACUAAGGGAGCAUCCAAGACUCUUCAAGCAAGCCAUUGUAACGUGUCCUAACCUGCCUCUGAAGGAGCUUCUUUCUGAGCUGUUUUCUAUUAGAAACAGAGAGCUGUCGUUAGAUAUCUCGAUAAGAAUCCUUCAAGAUUACACAAGUGACAUGAUUAAACAGGAGAUGAAAGGGCUGAGCAAGGUUGACAUACAGAAUUUUAUCGAUUUCAUAAUAUCCUCCCGCGACGACGAGGUCAUACGAAACAGUCGCCAGCUAUUUCAGCUUCUAUCUCUCGUCCUCGACUCUAUUGGUCUUUUUGCUCUGGAUCUUCUGCUAUUAAAUCGUCUCUCUGAGUACAUCGACAGCCGAGUCGUCAUUGCUGAAAGAAACAGCAAGCUAUGCGAUUUAAUUGAUGAUAGACAAAGCUCCCGCGGGUACUAUAAAUCCGGGACUUAUGCGACCGGCACACAGGGGGAAGCAGCUCCAAAAUAUCAAGUCGAAUUUUUGGAGCUUUCAUAG
Messenger RNA from Torulaspora globosa, 1965 nucleotides. RefSeq names its product Utp8p (gene UTP8). The transcript has a single exon. Gene Ontology annotation, molecular function: protein binding. The record is from RefSeq and is a predicted model, not a curated record. Lineage: Eukaryota; Fungi; Ascomycota; Saccharomycetes; Saccharomycetales; Saccharomycetaceae. The coding region runs from base 1 to 1965 and encodes 654 amino acids.